Messenger RNA from Onthophagus taurus, 1537 nucleotides. RefSeq lists its product as uncharacterized. The record is from RefSeq and is a predicted model, not a curated record. Lineage: Eukaryota; Metazoa; Arthropoda; Insecta; Coleoptera; Scarabaeidae.
AUGGAGCUUUUAAAAAGAAAUACGAAAGAUUACAUACAACGAAUAUUAAUUCUUAACGUUGAUUCGGAAAUUUCACUCGAUAAGAACAAAGAAAUUUUUCGAAAAUCAAAAGAUUUUUCUUUUAAAGACGUAGCUAUUAUGAAUGAUAAAACAAUAUUUAUUUACAACGAAUAUUUCGAUUACAUCAACGAAUUCCAAUUAAUAGAUGAUAGGGUAAUCGACAAAGUCGAAAAAUCCUUUAAAACUUUUAAUUUUAACCAAAGAAAAGUGUCAGGAGUGGUCACUCAAAGUAUUCCAAUAACUUAUCUCGAGAAAAACGGAGAAGUUAAAGGUUUAGAUUUAAAAUUCAUGAUAUUUCUAUCGCAAGUUUUAAACGCUAAGAUCGAAAUAAUUUAUUCGACAUUAUUUGGAAGUAAAGAAUCGAACGGAACAAUAACGGGAUCUUUUAGAUUAUUGUAUGAUAAAAGCACCGACGCAAUUUUCAGCCAAAUUUUCAUAAAAAACUAUUAUAUCGACGAAUUUACAUUCACCGAAAGCAUCGAUAGCGAUAAAUUAUGCGUUGUUGUGCCGAAAUUGGGGCGAAAACCAAAAUGGAUCGCAUUAUUUUCAACGUUUACGUUAAAAGUUUGGAUUUUUUUAUUAAUUUCGUUUUUAACAACAAUCGCAAGUUUGUAUUAUUUAAGAAAAUUAAACCACUUAACAACACCCGAACAAAACCGAUCGAGAAAUAGUCACGAUUACGAUUUUAAACCGUUUACAGUCGUCACAGACACGUUCCACAUAUACUUUAACAUUCCAAAAGCAGCAUUUUCACGGAGAACUCACGAAAAAUUAAUAAUGUCGAUUAAUUUGUUGUUUAUUUUGAUUGCUUCAACUGCAUUUCAAAGCUCAUUAUCGACUGUUUUAACAACUCCAAAGUAUUAUAAUAAUUUUAAAACAUUAGAAGAAUUAUCAGUUACUAACGCUUUAAUUUCAACUCAUUCGAAAUCUUUAAGUGAUACUUUUCAGGCGUAUAAUCAAUCUUAUAUGAAAAAAUUAAACGAAAACUUAAUAGUUUUACCUUAUAACAUUCCGAAUUAUAGUAAUUUUUUAGCUAGAUUGACCAAGACUAAAUUUGAAAUGAAUAAUCAAGCUAAAAUCGGCAAGAUAUCGAUUCAUACUAUACCGGAAUGCCCGCAAAAUUAUUUAUUAGCAUUUGUUGUUCGAAGAGAUUCUUUAAUGUUGCAAGAGAUUAAUUAUGUAAUUCGAGGUGCUUUGGAGGGUGGGUUUUAUAACAAGUGGUACAGAGAUAUCGUUGGGGAUGAUUUAAAAUCAAUUCAAGAUGUACAAAUUCGUCCUUUUACUGUUAUUGAUUUACAAACCGCUUUUUAUGUACUUUUUAUUGGGUAUUGUUCGUCGAUUAUUGCGUUUUUACUAGAAAUUUAUAAAAAACAACCUUGAGUUCUGACGUAGUUAUACAUUUCUUAGCUUAGGAUUCAUCGAAUGUUCGAAUUAUAUCAUUUUUAGCAACAAGUGCUAGAUUCAAUCGUAUUAAUAU